UAGUCAUUUUCAUUAAUCAUAAAGCUCGAUUAUAGAACCAGUUAAUUAGAUAUAGAAGAGGAGCAAUCUGUCGAGAAUGGUGGUAGUUAUCUGGGUGUUCGUGGUGCUGUUCUUGCGGUCAAGCUACACGGCGAGCCUGACUUCGAUGCUGACGCUGCAGCGGCUUCAGCCUAAGGCGGACAACAUCGGCCGGCUUUUGCAAAUGAACAGCCGAGUCGGAUACCAGGAGGGAUCAUUCGUUUUCGGGAUGCUGCAGCGGUUUGGCUUCAGCAAAGACCGCCUUCAACACUACAGCACCCCGGAGCAGUACAAGGACGCCAUGUUGAAUGGGAGCAGUCGCGGUGGCGUCGAUGCCGUCUUUGACGAGAUCCCCUAUCUAAAGCUCUUCCUCUCCAAAUACUGCGCCAACUUUACCAUGGUCGGUCGGAUAUACAAAACCGAUGGCUUUGGCUUUGUCUUCCCGAGAGGCUCACCCCUCGUAGCAAAUGUAUCGAGGGCGAUACUGAAUGUUACAGAGGAUGAUAUUAUGAUAAACAUAGCGAGGAAAUGGUUUGGAGAUCGAGCGACAUGCCCUGCUUCUGGGGUUGGUGAUACUGUCAGCUCAUCCAGAUUAGAUUUUUGGCGCUUUGGCGGUCUCUUCCUCAUCACUGGAACUCUGUCAAUUUUAUCCCUUCUGCUAUACAUUGGAAUCUUUAUCUGGAAGGAGUGGCAUGACCUGAGAGCAUCGGCCAUCAAUUCUGAGGACAGAGGAGGAUCAAUCUGGGACAAGAUGAGGUCAUGGGCGAGGUACUAUGAUCGCUUCAAGGAUGACAGCUCCGUUAUCACUCAGAAUGAAAAGAGAGAACUGGAGUUGAGCUGCAAGAAUGCAGUCAACAAUGAUGACGGCUUGCUGCAGCGGAGCGGUGCUCUGAGCAUAUCCGACGUCUCUGCCGCCAACUUCUCCUCGCCGGAAAGGAUGGUUGUUUCCUACAGCUAGGACAAGCGCAGCACAAGACUGAUCAAUAGAGACUGGUGUUAUCAAAAUGGGCUAGGGCUAGCAGAACCUGAAAACGCAUUUCAUUUAUAAAAGCGGCUAGUUUAUGUGAGAUGUAAUUGAUUGGAUGUUGCUGCUACUCAUCUUCAUGAAUUCUGUGAAAAUCAUUAGCUAAUAAACAAUCCAGCAAGAAUAGAUUAUGCUAAUUAAAAUUUCUCUAGGUGCUUGCUGUAAUCCAAAUCG
Messenger RNA from Phalaenopsis equestris, 1216 nucleotides. RefSeq names its product glutamate receptor 2.8-like. Gene Ontology annotation, cellular component: plasma membrane. Bases 77 to 976 code for a protein of 299 amino acids. Gene Ontology annotation, molecular function: ligand-gated monoatomic ion channel activity; signaling receptor activity. The record is from RefSeq and is a predicted model, not a curated record. Lineage: Eukaryota; Viridiplantae; Streptophyta; Magnoliopsida; Asparagales; Orchidaceae. The transcript has a single exon.